This is a messenger RNA of Melanotaenia boesemani (Boeseman's rainbowfish), 1376 nucleotides long. RefSeq names its product mitochondrial trans-2-enoyl-CoA reductase (gene mecr). Gene Ontology annotation, biological process: fatty acid metabolic process. NCBI's taxonomy places the organism in Eukaryota, Metazoa, Chordata, Actinopteri, Atheriniformes, Melanotaeniidae. Gene Ontology annotation, molecular function: trans-2-enoyl-CoA reductase (NADPH) activity. The transcript is spliced from 10 exons. Bases 113 to 1249 code for a protein of 378 amino acids. Gene Ontology annotation, cellular component: mitochondrion. The record is from RefSeq and is a predicted model, not a curated record.
AAUCCAAUAUGGCCGUUGCAUAAAAGCUUCAGACUAAACGCAUGCCUUAAACUACAAAUAUCAUUACAAAGCGUUGUUCUUCCUAGAACUUGAAGUUGGGUUCUGUAUCGCGAUGUGGCUGCCACUUCACACAGUGUGUUUAAGGGGCCAGACAGCCUGCAGAAGAAGCUUCGUUUCUGUUUUUCUGAAGCGUUCAGGACACAGAGAUGCUAACGUUUCCCACUUCAGUGGGCGCUCCUCUAAGUCAUGCCAGGCACUUGUGUACAGAACCCACGGAGACCCUUCCCGAGUCAUUCAGUUGGAAAAUAUAGAUCUGCCUCCUGUGGGUGCAAAGGAUGUCCUGGUUAAAGUGCUGGCCGCCCCAAUCAACCCCUCUGACAUAAACAUGAUUCAAGGUACUUAUGCUAUCCUGCCUGAUCUCCCAGCUAUUGGUGGUAAUGAGGGUGUGGCCCAGGUCAUAGAGGUGGGCAGCUUGGUGGAGUCUCUCAAAGCAGGAGACUGGGUCAUCCCAAGAGAUGCUGGUCUUGGUACAUGGAAGACAGAGGCAGUGUUUGGUGAGGAUGACGUCAGCUCACUACCAAAUAACAUUCCCCUGCUGUCUGCUGCCACACUGGGGGUGAAUCCCUGCACUGCCUUUAGGAUGUUGUCUGACUUUGAGGAGCUCAAACCAGGUGAUACAGUAAUUCAGAAUGCAGCCAACAGUGGCGUUGGCCAGGCUGUCAUACAGAUUGCUGCAGCAAGAGGAAUAAAAACUAUAAAUGUUAUUCGAGACAGACCACAAUUUGCAGAGCUCAGUGAGAGGCUGAAGGCCAUUGGAGCCAGUUAUGUGGUCAAAGAAGAGGACCUGAGGCGGCCUGAGAUGAAGGAACUGUUCAAGGUCUGUCAAAAGCCUAAACUUGCAUUAAAUGGAGUUGGAGGCAAGAGUGCAACAGAAUUACUCCGUCAUCUACAGUUUGGAGGGUCUUUGGUGACAUAUGGAGGUAUGUCCAAGCAGCCAGUUACUGUCCCAGUGAGUGCACUUAUUUUCAAAGAUGUGAAGGUUCGAGGUUUUUGGGUCACACGGUGGAAGAGAGAUCACUCUCAUGAUGGGAGUGCGUUUAGAGCCAUGCUGGAUGAACUGUGCGCCCUCAUCCAGCAGGGAAAGCUUACAGCUCCUGCUUGCACUGAGGUGGAGCUUCAAGACUAUCACAAAGCUUUGGAUGCAGCCAUGCAGCCUUUUACAUCCAGUAAACCGGUUUUGAUCAUGUAAACAUCUUGCUGUCAUGAACUAACCAAUGCACUUUCAUGACAACAGUGUAUGAACAGAGGUAUAACCUCUGGACUGUCAUCUAAAUACUCUGUUCCAUUAUAUAGUAAUAAAUGUGUUUUCAAAUCAA